AGCGGGAGCGCCAUCGUGGUGGAGCCGAGAGCAGCAAAUGCUUCAAGCAGGCUCACUCAAGUGUGCAUGACGAUGUUCCUUGUGUGGUUGAAAACACCCUCCUACAAAAGAGCGAAAGAGGAAGUAGCAGGCCUCUGCACAAUGCUUGCAUGCAAACAUUUGCUACAACUGGUGGAAAGAGAAACCAAUAAGUCGUUUGUGCAUUUACUUUAAUGUCAUCAAAGCGCUAUGAUCUAUUCAUUUGAUUAGAAUUAUGCACCAAAUUAUUUGUUGAAAUAGUUGAUUUUUGUCAUCUUAUUUUCCUUGGUAUAUGAAUCCAAUAUUUUUUGGGGCAGACAUUUUUAGGAAAAUAAUUCAUUUGACAUGAAACUGGGUAGUUGGUAUUUUUUUCCAUUUUUCUUCUCUUUGAAUGCAUAUUUUUUUGUGUCACGUUGUGAGAUUUCUUUGUCGGAAACUAUUUGGGCCUUUUCUCAACGUAAGGAUGGGUGCAGGUGUACUUAGUGAAGUGGCCUCCUUUACGUAAGCCAAGCCGCUGUUAACGUGGGACUCCGAGCCACACAAUUAUCUCCAUGCAUAUUUCAGAGCCGCGUAUCUGUUACCGACCACACCUGAAUGUCACGGAAGAGGGAGGUCACAAAAAGGGGAUUAGUGAAGAGUCGAGAAGAAAGCCACAGUGCCGUGAAGUGUUUCGAUUCAAGAGGCUGACCUUCUCUCUCGCUCAUCAGGUGGGAGCUCUUACUCUCUAACUAAAUAGAUGGAUCAACAGGAAUUGACAACCCAGAUAUGGACGUGAAGGUCCAAACAAGAAGUUCACCGCACUGGCCGUCGUCAUGCUCCCCUCCAGAGCUUUCUUCUGACUUGAAGAGCAUCUCCUCCUUGGUCUCGCCCACGGUGGUCACGCUCCUGCCUCAGUCUUCAUCCUUGUCCCCGCUGCCGCCAACUUUACGACCCGUAGACGAGGGGUCCGUAGGCCUCGUGCUCGCCAAAGAGCCCCCGGGUGAAGAACCAGAUACUCAUCAAGCGUGUUGUUCUCGCGAGUUGCUGCUCAUCGUGAGCGUGUCCGUCGCCGUCAAACUUGUCAUCGCCUUGGCUCUCUUAGUCAAGUUUCUACUUUAUCCAUCCUCGUCGCCUCCUUGCGGCGUGAAGGGGAACUGCAGCACUCCGACCCAACAGCCGUCCCUGUCGAAGAACCCCGUCAGCAGCCACAUGGUCAACAUCACGGCAGAAUGCCCGGGCGUGGUCGGCGACGGCAGGCGCAUCGUCGGGGGUACGCUGGCGGCGGCGGACGGGUGGCGCUGGCAGGCCAGCUUGCACUGGAGAGGGAAGCACGUUUGCGGGGGCGCCGUGGUUUCGCCGUGCUGGGUCGUCACGGCGGCUCACUGCUUUGUCGAAAAUGACAUGCUGGAGGUGGCUGACUGGCUGGCGGUGGUCUCCGCCGUCAGCAUCGCCGACGACUCCCUGGGGAAACGCUACCGAGCCCUUCAGGUCCUCUACCACCCUCUCUACGACACGCGCAGCAACGAUUACGACAUCGGCCUCCUGCGCACCAUCGUUGACAUCGAUAUGGACGGUGGGGUGCGCCCGGUGUGUUUGCCCCAUCCCGACGACUCCUUCCUUAACGGCGCACCAUGUUGGAUCACGGGCUGGGGGUCAGUCCAGGAAGGAGGUUUUGUGUCGGAUGAGCUCAGGCAAGCUCAGGUGAAGGUCAUCGCUGAGUCAAUCUGCCGCCAGCCGAGCGUCUACGGCGUUCACGUGACACCUCGGAUGAUCUGCGCCGGCUCCUUGAAGGGAGGGGUGGACUCCUGCCAGGGCGACAGUGGGGGUCCUCUGGUGUGUGAGACAGCCCGGGGUGAGUGGAAGCUGGCGGGGGUGGUGAGCUGGGGCGAGGGUUGUGGACGGCGCAAUAAGCCGGGCGUGUACAGCCGAGUCACCCAACUGAUUGACUGGCUUGGACGAUAUGUCGAGUUGGAACAACUAGACAACUUAGAAGAGUCCACUACACCAACUAGGAAUGACACCUCAUCACAACUGCACUGAGACACCAAUGGCAUUUAUUUUCCAAUUAAAAUCCGAAUAAAAGGGAGUCUUCUUUAUUUCAUUUUAUUCCACUACAGU
Syngnathus acus (greater pipefish) is the source of this 2115-nucleotide messenger RNA. RefSeq names its product transmembrane protease serine 3-like. Lineage: Eukaryota; Metazoa; Chordata; Actinopteri; Syngnathiformes; Syngnathidae. The record is from RefSeq and is a predicted model, not a curated record. Bases 784 to 2037 code for a protein of 417 amino acids. Gene Ontology annotation, biological process: proteolysis. Gene Ontology annotation, molecular function: serine-type endopeptidase activity. The transcript has 9 exons.